UUUUUUCUUUAUUUAUAUUUUUUUUUUCUUCUAAAAAGAAUAGGCUUUUUGGUAUGAAGCGAUUUACUAAUGAAAGUACAUCUUCCAGCAAGCAUUUACCAGUACUUUUAGAAAUUAGCGAUGCACCUGUCUAUUUCAUCGGCCCUGCAACAAGGGAAAAUCCCAUGUACCAAGUACGAACCAAAUUAAUGGGCAAAGUAAUUUUUCAAGACCGUAAAAUCAAGUGGAACAGAGUGACCCUUCAAUUUGUGGGUAAAGCAGGCAUAGACAUAAACGCCCCUCGUUCUGUUUUCCCACGCGAUAGCGAUAUAGUGGAUGACUCUUCAGAAUACACAAAAAUUCAAACCACUGUGCCUAUUUGUGAAGUUGAAAAAGAGCUUAUAUUCUCUGGGGAAGAAUCGAUUGAGUUUGGCCUUCAUUUACCACCUCAUUUACCAGGCAGCUGCAGAACUCGACAUUCAUUUGUAGAAUAUACGUUGAUUGCCAACUUUUCUGCAGGGACAUUCUUCAAGAAAUAUAAAACCCACAAGACAGUAACCAUCCAUCGACAUUAUUUGCCAAGUCCAAGUGCCAUGAUUCCCUGCAGUACAUACAAUGGUGUGAGAGAAUGGUUUGAAUGGUCUGCUGAAGUUCCCAAGGCAACAGCAGUAGAGUCUGGUGAGGUCGUAGUGGCUUUUCGCUGUAGUAUUGAAAAGGAAAGAGUGGAAGUAGAUAGAAUUCAGCUAGCUAUUGAAGAAAUUGAAACAUACAGGUUUUGUACAAGACAAGGUGUUCAUAGUUUACCACCAAUAGUCACACGCUUCCCACCCGCAGUUUACCACCUACCUUCAUUCUCAAGCAGCUCAGAAACUCAUUUUAUUCGAUCACCUAUACCAUUAUCCAGUAAUCCCAAAAUUAGAUCCAUCCAAACGCAUCAAUUCGACCCAUUCUUGGAAAUUUCUCAUCGUUGUAGACUUACUGUUCAUUUCAGCCAACCUCCCAAUUUGACCAUUGAGCCACUUACGCUUGAAUUUCCCAUUAUUAUUACUGACUAUCCUGCCAUUACAUUAGAGUCCAUAGAGCAAUCGCCUAAUAUUGCUCCUACUGAGCCAACUCAGACAACCAUCACAGUUGGAGGAGGCGAUGAUGCAGUCAAUGUAGAUUUAGAUCUACCCGAAUACACACCACGUUAUGAAGAACCCUCUUCUUCUUCAUCCAUUACCACUAAUUAAUAUCAUCUCCUCUUUCUUUUCUUUCAUUGUACAUAAAUAUAUAU
Gilbertella persicaria is the source of this 1255-nucleotide messenger RNA. RefSeq lists its product as uncharacterized. The record is from RefSeq and is a predicted model, not a curated record. NCBI's taxonomy places the organism in Eukaryota, Fungi, Mucoromycota, Mucoromycetes, Mucorales, Choanephoraceae. Bases 54 to 1211 code for a protein of 385 amino acids. The transcript has 2 exons.